This is a messenger RNA of Synchiropus splendidus (mandarinfish), 1743 nucleotides long. Its product is annotated as myosin phosphatase Rho-interacting protein-like. The record is from RefSeq and is a predicted model, not a curated record. Gene Ontology annotation, cellular component: actin cytoskeleton. The transcript has 11 exons. Bases 16 to 1743 code for a protein of 575 amino acids. Gene Ontology annotation, biological process: actin filament organization; positive regulation of substrate adhesion-dependent cell spreading. NCBI's taxonomy places the organism in Eukaryota, Metazoa, Chordata, Actinopteri, Syngnathiformes, Callionymidae. Gene Ontology annotation, molecular function: actin filament binding.
UGUAUUUGCAGAUGAAUGAAGGGGUGGAUGUCACGACUGGAUGAGCAAGGCAAGUGGAGGAAACACUGGUUUGUCCUGACACACACGUGGCUGAGGUACUUCAGGGACGCCGAUGCUGAGGAGUCAGAUGAUCCGGAGGGAGAGAUUGACCUGACUUCCUGUGUGACGGUGUCAGACUGUGAUGUAGAGAAGAACUACGGACUACAGAUCCAUACAAAGAGGACAGUGUUCACUCUUUCUGCAAUGACCUCUAGAAUUCGGCGGAACUGGGUGAAGUUACUUCAACAGGCAAUCCGAGACAACACAUACCAAUCCGAGAGCAGCAGUGAGAAAGAGAACCCCCUCUCUCAGGGCUCGUCGCCAUGCCAACCACCUGCUGGCUUCACCUGCACCGACUCUGGCUCUGAACGCACAAGAGCUUCCGCAGCAGGUGCACGCUCCCACCAGGCCGAGAACCAAAGUGCAGACGCGGACCUGGACUUGUCUCCCUCCACUCAGCGAGAGGAAGGGGAGGGCUGGGACAGAGACCAGGCCAAGCGAUUGGAGGAGAGGAACAGGUGGUUUGAAGACGGUGUCGCCUUCAGUGAGAUGGGCAGCAGGUGGGACUCAAUGGAGCUGAAGAAGGGGAGUGUGCCUGUGCCUGUAAUCGAAACCAUGGACUCAGAGGUCACCAGGAAGUGGAAUGAAUUUGAGAGCCUGUCAUUUAGGGACGUGAGUGCACAGACUCUCAUUGGGGCUCAAACUUAUCAGUCAUGCGUGUCACAGGAAUCUUUCAUUAACUCAAGGCCUGAGGAGUUGGUUACAGGAGAAAAAACAAAUCAUGUGAGCUCAAAAGACACUCUUCCAUCUCUAAAGGGCUUUGAAACAGCCCAACCAAAUAAAGGUCUCCAGGAGGAGGGCCUUUCCCUUGGCGAGCAGCCCCAGAGCAUCAGAAGAGACGUGGUGACUGAGGUUGACAGCCCAUGUGGUCCAGGGGCCCCCUGCAGGGCCAAGUUGAAAGCGAUGGUUGAGGCGCAUCAGAAAGCAGUGAGGGAGCUCCAGGAUAAGCAUGCCCAGGAGAUCAAGGCGCUGGAGGAGGCCAGGGAUAAGAUGUUGCAGGAGGGCAGCCACGCUGCUGCCAAAGCUGUGGAGUCGCUGAAAGCAGCUCACAGAGCAGAGCUGGAGAGGGAGGUGGAGAAGGCCAGAAGGCUGGCUGGAGGGUCUGCACAUGUGGGAACUACAUACGCCAGUCACUGGCCACAUGCGGACCCCCUGCACAAAGAGUUAGACGGGCUGUCGGAACAAUACUCUCAGAAAUGCCUUGAGCUGAGCCGCACGGAGGAGAGCAGCAGAAGCAGAGGGAUGGAGCUUGGAAUGAAGGACAGAGAGCUGCAGCAGUUACGGCGAGAGAACCAGGAGCUGAAGACCAAGCUAGCGGAGGAAAUCACCCGCAUGCGAUAUUUCAUCACAGGGCAGAGGUCAGAGGUGGGCUCUCGAGGCAACACUCAUCGCUCUGCAGCCGACAUCGAGACUCUGAUACAAGUUAAAGAAAAUGAGGUGCAGUCUCUCAAGAGGGAGAUCAGCUGUUUACAGAGUGAAGUACAAUCCCUCACAAAGGACAAGGAAGCAGCAUAUGAGCGUUACAAGGAGGCUUACGUGGAGCUCAGUGACCAGAAAGGACGAAGCCGCUUGGAGUUGGACUCCCUCAAGCAACACUUGAGUCUGACCAACGCUGCACUGCAGGAGCAAACCAGACAUACCUGA